Messenger RNA from Calypte anna (Anna's hummingbird), 7928 nucleotides. RefSeq names its product autophagy related 2B (gene ATG2B). Gene Ontology annotation, biological process: autophagy of mitochondrion; piecemeal microautophagy of the nucleus; autophagosome assembly. The transcript is spliced from 42 exons. The record is from RefSeq and is a predicted model, not a curated record. Lineage: Eukaryota; Metazoa; Chordata; Aves; Apodiformes; Trochilidae. Gene Ontology annotation, cellular component: phagophore assembly site; extrinsic component of membrane. Bases 543 to 6776 code for a protein of 2077 amino acids. Gene Ontology annotation, molecular function: phosphatidylinositol-3-phosphate binding.
CGCCUCCUCCGCUCAGCGACGCCAUUUCCGCGCGGACGUCACGGUGCCAGUGACGGCGCUCUGCGGGGGGGGAGCGUGCUGGAGGAAGGAGACAAACAGCCCGGAUCGGCCCGGCCGCCCGCGCCGGCGGCGGAGACCUAAGGCGGUGGGGAGGGGUGCCCGCCGGACCCUGUCCCCUUCAUCCGCUCCGCGCACCGUUCUGCUGCGCAGCGUGUCUGCGGCUGCCCCUCGCACUCGCGGGCCGCCAAGAAGAUGGCGGCGAGGGUGUCCGAGUGAGGAUGGAGCUACCUGUCAGCCCCUCUUCGCCCUGAGGGGAGGCAGUGCCGCCCUGCCGGCGGUGCGAGGGGCGGCAGGGAGCCCUUGCGGUAGCCCGCGCUGAGGGGCAAGGCUGGGCCCGGCGGCUCCUGCUCGCUUCCCUCUCUCCGCCCGCUGGAGGGGGCAGCCUCGGCUCCGUCUCGCACCCGGUCUCGCCGCCCGUCCCGGACCCCGUCCCAGACCCCGUCCUGCCGCCUGACCCCGGGGCCCCCGGCGCGCAAGCCGCCAUGCCGUGGCCUUUUUCAGAGUCCAUCAAGAAGAGGGCCUGCAGGUACCUGCUGCAGAGGUACCUGGGCCACUUUUUGCAGGAGAAGCUCAGCUUGGAGCAGCUCAGCCUGGAUCUCUACCAGGGCACCGGCUCCUUGACGCAGGUCCCUCUGGAUAAGUGGUGUCUUAAUGAGAUCCUGGAGUCUGCAGAUGCACCUCUGGAAGUCACAGAUGGAUUCAUCCAAUCAAUUUCUUUAUCUGUUCCGUGGGGGUCGUUGCUACAAGAUAACUGUGCGUUAGAAGUUAAAGGAUUAGAGAUGGUGUUCAGGCCAAGACCAAGGCUUGCAUCUGGAUCUGAGCCCAUGUAUUGGUCAAGUUUUAUGACCAGUAGUAUGCAGCUUGCAAAAGAGUGUCUUAGCCAAAAAUUGACAGAUGAACAAGGAGAAGGGUCCCAGCCUUUUGAAGGACUUGAGAAAUUUGCAGAAACUAUUGAAACAGUUCUAAGGAGAGUGAAAGUUACCUUUUUAGACACUGUUUUGCGGAUAGAACAUGUGCCGGAAAACUCCAAAAGUGGAACUGCACUUGAAAUCAGAAUUGAAAGAACUCUGUACUGUGAUGAAACUGCAGAUGAGUGCUCUGGAAUCAAUGUCCAUCAGCCCACAGCUUUCGCUCACAAGUUACUGCAGCUCUCAGGUGUCUCUUUCUUCUGGGAUGAGUUUCCUGCAUCAACAAAGUCCUCCCCAGUUUGUUCAGCUACACAGCUGGCAAGUGAACCAAAGCUUUCACCUAGCUGGAAUCCAAAAAUCAUUUAUGAGCCACAUCCACAAUUAACAAGAAACUUGCCAGAAGUUACUCCUUCUGACCCUGUACAGAUCAGCAAGCUGAUUGGUAGAAUGGAGUUGAGUCUAACACUAAAGCAAAAUGAAGUUAUUCCUGGAGCUAAGUUGGAUGUGGAUGGACAAAUAGACUCCGUACAUCUAUUUCUGUCUCCAAGACAGGUGCAUCUUCUAUUGGACAUGAUAGCAGCUAUUGCUGGACCAGAGAGCCUAAGCAGAAUUGAAUUGUCAAAUAAAGAUAGGAAGAACCGACCAAUGCAACAGGAAGAUGAGUAUCGGAUUCAGAUGGAGUUGAAACGUUACUUAAGGAAAGAGUCUUUAUCUGCAGGAGCAUCAUCUGAACAAAGCUUCUAUGAGACAGAGAGUGCCAGAACACCUUCUAGUCGUGAAGAAGAAGUUUUCUUCUCAAUGGCUGAAAUGGACAUGUCUCACAGCCUUUCCUCCCUUCCACCUCUUGGAGACCCUCCGACUAUGGAUCUAGACUUGUCUUUAACCAGCACAUACACAACUACACCAGCAGGAUCUCCACUGAGCACUACAGUGCUUCAAUCAACUUGGGGUGAUUUUCUUGAUCGUAACAAACAAGAACUACAACCUCCAAGGGGUUCUUCACUUGCAGCCAACAUGGUUCACCAGGCUACCUUAAGAAGGACAUCUAUUCCAUCCAGAUCUGUGUCUGUGGAUGAAUCCAGACCUGAGCUUCUUUUUAGACUGGCAGUUGGAACUUUCUCAGUGUCUGUACUUCAUAUUGACCCUUUGCCCCCACCUGAAAGUUCACUGAACAUUAACCCAUUGACACCAAUGGCUCGGGAUUUCUUUACCCGAAUAGAAAAGAUUGAGCCAGUUAAGUUUUCAACAGAAGAUUUUCUGUCCUUCCGAGAAGUAUUUGCAGAAGCUUGUUCUCAUGAUCACCUUAGAUUUAUAGGUACUGGCAUCAAAGUGUCUUAUGAACAAAGACAAAGAACUGCCUCUCGAAGUUUUAGUACUGAUUUAUCCAUUGGGAACAUGGAGUUCCUAGAAUGCCUUUUCUCUACUGACUCUCAUUCCAUUCAGCCUCACUAUACAGAGCUGCUGACAUUUCGUUCUGAAGAAAGAACUGAUUCUCAUGCCAUGCCAUGCCUUCAGCUUCAUUGUAAGCAUUCAGAUAACAGAGGACCUCAGGGUACUCAAGGAAGACUGAGUUCUGUUCCACAUAAAGCAGAGUUACAAAUAAAAUUAAGUCCGGUGUUUUGUGAGCUGGAUAUUAGUAUUGUAGACAGAUUAAAUUCACUACUUCAACCACAGAAAUUAACUACGGUGGAGAUGAUGGCAUCUCACAUGUACGCUUCUUGCAACAAGCACAUAAGUCUGCAUAAAGCAUUUGCUGAAGUUUUUCUGGAUGAGUCUCAUACUCCUGCAAACUGUAGAGUUUCAGUUCAGGUCACGGCCCCAGCAUUAAAUCUCUCUGUUCGGUUCCCAAUUCCCGACCUUCGGUCAGAUCAGGAAAGAGGACCAUGGUUUAAGAAGUCACUUCAGAAGGAGAUUCUUCAUCUUGAAUUUACAGAUACAGAAUUUAAAACUGAAUUUAUAGGAGGGUCUACUCCAGAGCAACUUAAAUUAGAACUUACUUUUAAAGAGCUAACUGGUUCAUUUGAAGAAGAUAACACAGAAGCACCAAUAAAAUUUUUCCAGGUGUCUGGUGGUGUAGAUGGAGAUAUAACAUCUUCAUCAGACAAUUUUGACUGGCCUCGGAUUGUAUUGAAAAUAAACCCUCUGGCUGUGCACUCUAUUCUGGAGAGGAUAGCAGCUGAGGAGGAAGAAGGUGACAAUAACUUCCAAGAGGAAGAAGAAGGAGGGUCUCAUUCUCUGAAGGAUGUCUGUGAUAUUAGAAGACCAGAGCCUUCUCCUUUUUCUUCUCGUAGGGUCAUGUUUGAAAAUGAAGAGAUGGUGAUGCCAGGAGAUGUAGUUGAAAUGACCGAGUUUCAGGAUAAAACAAUUAGCAAUUCUCAUUAUGUACUGGAACUCAUGUUACCAAACAUUCACUUAACAUUACCAAGCAAAAACUUUUAUGAAAAACUUUACAAUAGGAUCAGCAACGAUUUAUUGUUGUGGGAACCCACAGCUCCAUCUCCAGUAGAAACGUUUGAAAACCUUUCUUAUGGUGUCGGACUAUCUGUGGCCAGCCAGCUCAUCAACACUUUCAGUAAAGACAGCUUUAGUCAAUUUAAAUCUGCAGUUCAUUAUGAUGACGAGAGUGGAUCUGAGGAAGAAACACUACAGUAUUAUUCCACUGUUGAUCCAAACUAUCGUUCACGCAGAAGGAAAAAGCUUGACUCCCAGAAUAAGAACUCACAAAGCUUUCUGUCUGUUCUGCUAAAUGUAACACAUGGAUUAGUGUCAAUAUUCACGGAUGUGAAGGAUGAUGGAAAUACACUGGAAGGAAAAUAUGGUGAAUUCUGGUUUGAGUUCAACGGUGGUUCACUUUUCAGUGUGACUAAAUAUGAAGGUUUUGAGGAUAGACACUAUGUUUGUCUCCAUUCCAGCAGCCUCAAUUUAUAUCAUCAAGGUAUGGUAGAUGGAAUCGUCCCUUCCUCUGAAGUACGACUACCCAGCACAAUACGUCCCCAUUGGUUAGAACCUACAAUUUGUUUUUCUGAAGAAGAUGGUCUUACAAGGACUACUUCAGAUGGUGUAGGAGUGGAUUGUCCAAGUAUGCUUACCGUGGCAGUCAAAAUCCAAUCAGAUAAAAUAGAGAGUAAUACAAAGGAAUUUCUAGUUGCUGUUGGACUAAGAGGAGCCACUCUUCAGCACAGAGUUCUGCCUUCAGGUUUAAGCUGGCAUGAACAGAUUUUAUAUUUUUUGAAUAUUUCUGAUGAGCCUGUCCUGGGAUAUAAUCCUCCAGCUACAAUUACAACUUUUCAUGUACAUCUGUGGAGCUGUGCUCUUGAUUACAGGCCCUUGUUUUUGCCAGUCAGAUCUCUACUUACUGUUGAAACUUUCAGCAUUUCCAGCAGUGUUGCUGUUGAUAAAUCUUCUUCUACUCUCAGGAUAAUUUUAGAUGAAGCUGCUUUACAUCUAUCUGACAAGUGCAACACUGUUGUGGUGAAUCUUCAUAGAGAUUAUGUUCGUGUUAUGGAUAUGGGACUGCUGGAACUAACCAUUACAGCAGUAAAAUCUGAUUCUGAUGAGGAAAGAGCUAAGCCACGUUUUGAACUGCACUGUUCCAGUGAUGUAAUUCAUAUUCGUACCUGCUCCGAUUCAUGUGCUGCACUAAUGAAUCUCAUACAAUACAUUGCAAGUUAUGGUGAUUUACAUCCACCCGCUAAGACAGAGAUGAAACGUGGAGUUAGCAAGCCAAAAAUGAAGGUAGAGACCUUUAGCCAACCAUCUUCCCAUGGAGCUGUCCUUGCAGAAUCAGAGCAGCAGAUUUUACGGGAUUUGAUGAGUGAUGCAAUGGAGGAAAUAGAGAUUCAACAGACUGCUUCUGCCAUGAAGCCAGAGUCUAAUGGGGUUUUAGAUGACAGAUCUCAAACUCAGGAGCCAUCUUGCUCAGAUCUUUUCCUGUUUCCAGACGAAAGUGGAAAUGUGUCACAAGAUUCAAGUCCCACUUAUGCUUCAUUCACUCAUCACAUGAUAAAUGAGGCAAUGGGAGAUGUUCCUGCAGAAAGUGAUGAUUUCUGCAUUCUCUUUGCACCCAAAGUUGCUGUUGCUGAAAAAGAGGAAGAGCCAGUAAUAAAAAUACUGGUUGAUGAUGCAAUUAUCAUAAAGGAAAAUCAUUUCAGCCAACCUAUAAAAAAAACAGAUACAAGCAAAGCUCCUCUUCAUUUUCCUGUCCCUCUGGUACGCUAUGUUGUAAAGGAAAUCUCUCUUAUUUGGCAUCUUUAUGGUGGAAGGGAUUUUGGGACUGCACCACCAACAUCUCCAGCUAAAAGUUUCAUAAGUCCCCAUAGUUCUCCUUCACAUACACCAACGAGGCAUGGGCGGAGUACAGUAUGUGGGGGACGGGGAAGAAACCCCGAUUUCCUAAUGGAAAUACAGUUGAGCAAGGUGAAAUUCCAGCAUGAGGUAUAUCCUCCAGGUGGUGCAGAAGGUGAAUGUAGUCUGGUGGAGCAGCCAGUGUCACGACAGGUUUUUAUUGUUCAAGACCUGGAGAUCAGAGAUCGCUUAGCUACGUCACAGAUGAAUAAAUUUCUCUAUCUGUACUGCAGUAAGGAGAUGCCCAGAAAGGCCCAUUCAAACAUGUUAACAGUUAAGGCUUUGCAUGUCCGUCCAGAGUCUGGCAGAUCCCCACAGGAAUGUUGUUUACGUGUUUCACUAAUGCCUCUUCGCCUCAAUAUUGACCAGGAUGCCUUGUUUUUCCUGAAGGACUUUUUCACUAGCCUCUCCACAGAAGUAGAACUCUUAGUUACUCCAGAUCCUGAAGUUAAAAAGUCUCCUGGUGCUGAAGUUACGUGUAGUUUGCCCAGGCAUGUCAGUGGCCUUAAGGAGCCAAGUCCAGUUAUUUCUUUCUCAUCACAAAAGCAAACAAGUGAAAAUGGUAGUGUGGAUUCUAUGGAUGCAGUUAAUGGAGAUGAUCGUAAUUUCUCACAAGAAGUGACAUCGUACAGUGAUCAGCCAGUAUUUUUCAGAGAAUUUCGGUUUACAUCAGAAGUUCCAAUACGGCUCGAUUACCAUGGCAAGCAUGUUUCAAUGGAUCAGGGGACACUAGCUGGGAUUCUUAUUGGGCUUGCUCAGUUAAACUGCUCAGAAUUAAAGCUGAAGAGACUUUGUUACAGACAUGGUUUAUUAGGUGUGGAUAAAUUGUUUUCCUAUGCCAUCAGUGAAUGGCUUAAUGAUAUCAAGAAAAACCAGCUACCAGGAAUUUUGGGAGGAGUAGGACCUAUGCAUUCGCUCGUUCAGUUAGUCCAAGGUCUGAAAGACUUGGUGUGGUUGCCAAUAGAGCAGUACCGAAAGGAUGGCCGUAUUGUAAGGGGCUUUCAGAGAGGAGCAGCCUCUUUUGGUACUUCAACUGCAAUGGCAGCACUGGAGCUAACAAACCGAAUGGUUCAGACUAUACAGGCAGCUGCAGAAACAGCUUAUGACAUGGUAUCACCAGGGCCUACUUUCAUUGAAGCAAAAAAGAUCAAACGAUUCCCCCGUCAUCGUUUAGCUCAUCAGCCAGUGGACCUACGAGAAGGCGUAGCCAAAGCAUACAGUGUAGUAAAAGAGGGGAUUACUGACACAGCCCAAACCAUCUAUGAGACUGCUGCUCGUGAGCAUGAAAACAGAGGAGUAACUGGAGCAGUAGGAGGAGUCCUCCGCCAAAUUCCACCAACUGUGGUGAAGCCUUUCAUUGUUGCAACAGAGGCAACCUCAAAUGUUUUAGGUGGGAUGAGAAACCAGAUCAGGCCAGAUGUGCGUCAAGAAGAGUCUCAGAAGUGGCGCCUUGGGGAGGAUUGAGAUUACAAAUCUGUCCCAGCAGGCAGGUAACAAGGCUGGAAAUACAGCUUUAGAUGGAGCUCACCCUGUUUUGUCAUGCUCAUCUCAGGAACAAAUGAGGUUUUCAACUAUUGAUAACAAAAUACACCCAACCAAAAUUACUUAUGAAAUGAAAUGCUAAUUGGUACUUGCUAAUACUGUGUGUUACCAAUGCAUUUGGUUGAUAGUGCCAAACCUAACGAAGCAUGCGCUGCCACCUCGAGACAUGCUUGCUCUGUCCUGUUUACCAUAUUUUUCUUGGUAGAUUUAUCAUCUGAAGCAGUAGCCUGUAUGGUGAAACUAAGUACACUUUAAAGAUGCUUUCUGAGCAUAGUCAACUGCCUUCGGGAGAGGGUUCUGCAGAUGCUCUCCACUGACUAAAGGAUAAAAACUUUAAUUUUGGACAUGAGACCUGAAAGCUAUGUAAUAUGGAAGAAGAUAAGAUAAUAUCAUUUAGUGGUCAUAAGCGUUGCUUUUGAUGUGGCACUUACAGCCAGGGCAAGCUUGAUAACCAUUCAGAAUUCAGAUUCAGUGUUGAUAAACCUAUAAACAGGAUUUGUUCCUAAAUAUUAAAUACCUACAUUUGUGGGUCAUUGAAGAACCUGAAUGUUGCAGAUAUGUUCUGUUGUGUUGCACUUUAAAGGUUAUGGCCUGUAUAUUGUGCUUUUUUUAUAGUGUGAAUAAAAUGUAAUGUGCAUUAUCCUUUAUGUGGUUUAGAAGCUUACACAAAUUAUUGAAAAGAGCAUCAUUUGAUAAUGAUCCUACAGAAGUGUCUUAAAUUUCUUUACUCAUUAUAUGUAAAAACACUUUCGUCUUCUGUUAUACUAAGUACAAUGCUAAAGUAACUGUUCUUCAGAAAAACAGCAGUUAAAUAUUACUGUGGUGAAAAGUUGUUUGUAAGAAUGAGAAACCCUAACUAAAGUAAAAACAAAUUAUUUCAUAAUCUUAUAGUUAAAAUUCUAGUCUAAAGACUUUAUUUUAAUAAUCUGCUUAUGUUUAAAGCUUGUAUUGUUGCACAGUUGCUGCUUUCACAUGAUAUUUUUAAUUUAAAGUGUACAUCAUAAGCUGUUUGACAAUGAGUAUUUGGGGUCAGUUAAUUUGAACUGGGGAUGGGUGAGAGGAUAAAAAAAAAAA